Molecule: messenger RNA, 1077 nt
Organism: Cyclocybe aegerita
Lineage: Eukaryota; Fungi; Basidiomycota; Agaricomycetes; Agaricales; Hemipholiotaceae
Source: the annotation of a GenBank genome assembly
AUGACUCUUCAUCUUACCGCUCAAGUUCCAUCCGUAUGGAUCGUGCUGACAGACACGACUGACAGGUACUCGGCUUCGGUGAUAAUGGCCCUUGCCUAUGGGCGGCACCCGAAGUCUUACGAAGACCCCGAUGUGCGGGCUGUUUACCGCUGCCUCACGCGUCUGGGCGUCGCACUUCGCCCAGGUUCCUGGAAGGUCGACGCUUACCCGUUUCUCAAGUACAUCCCGGGCUAUCUAAAGGAGCUUCAAGAUGGGUAUACUGAGGAGCGUGCCCUCUUCAAACGUCUGCUGAACGAAGUCAAAGCUAAAAUUGAACGCAAGGAAGUCAUCCCAGAGUCAUUCGGAAAAUACAUCCUCGAACGACAAGCUGAACUCGAGCUGUCAGACGACGAAACGGCCUAUCUCGCCGGGUCGAUGUUUGGUGCAGGCACCGACACGUCCGCUUCUGCCAUCUCGAUCGUGGUUAUGGCAUCGGCGUGUUACCCUGCCGCACAGGCUCGGGUCCAGGAGGAGCUUGACGUGGUGGUUGGACGGGAGCGGGCUCCGGAGCUGGACCUGAUGAGCAUCGGUGCGAGGGAGCACGGGAAGCUACCACAGCUGAUGGCGUUUGUGCUAGAGACCUUCAGGUGGAGGCCUGUUUCUGCUGGUGGGUUCCCGCAUAAGGCAAUGAAGGACAUAGUCUGGAAUAACUAUCUGAUUCCCAAAGGUGCGACCGUCAGCGGUAAUGUGUGGUCUGUUGGACGCGACCCUGCAUAUUUCCCUGACCCGGAGAAAUUCGACCCGCAGCGGUGGCUGAACACCGAGGGCAAGAUAAAGGACGACCUACGCUCGUUCACGUUUGGGUUCGGAAGGAGAGUGUGUCCUGGGCAGCAUCUGGCUACCACCUCUGUAUUCCUCAACACCUCUCUUCUCUUCUGGGCGUUCAACAUCAGGAAGGACCCUUCGUCGCCCAUCGACGAGCUUGCGUUCACCAAGUCGGCGAACGCCCACCCACUGCCGUUCAAGGUGAUCUUCGAACCUCGAGCUGCGAGCUCGAUGGAUGGCAUCAAAGCGCUGUUGGAAGAUUACGGAAUGUAG